Saccostrea echinata is the source of this 3482-nucleotide messenger RNA. RefSeq names its product lysine-specific histone demethylase 2-like. Bases 59 to 2440 code for a protein of 793 amino acids. The record is from RefSeq and is a predicted model, not a curated record. Gene Ontology annotation, molecular function: zinc ion binding; protein binding; oxidoreductase activity. The transcript is spliced from 20 exons. NCBI's taxonomy places the organism in Eukaryota, Metazoa, Mollusca, Bivalvia, Ostreida, Ostreidae.
CAAAUACGUAAUUAUAUGGUUAUGAUGUAAGCUGAUAAAUAUUUGCGGAGUAUCAGUCAUGUCUACCACUGGAGUCUCACAUAGUGGCCGUAGGAAUGUGAAAAGAAAAACACUAGAUAACACUGAACCUGCAUCAGAUCCGUCAUUUAAAAACAUCAGACGUUGUCCUCACAGUGGCUGCCCCACUAAAGUUCCUAUUUGUUUUGUUGGUGCCACAGAGAGAUGUGCUGGGAGUGGCUACACAUCACGCUGGUAUCACACAAGUGCAGCUGAACACUACUGCAAUGAAUGUUUUGAGCAUUACUAUAGAUGCCACAAGGACGGUUACGAGGUGUACCUGGCAUGGAAGAAGCUAUGGAGCACUCACGGGACAACAGAUGCCAGCAUCAGGAUGUUCAUGACCAACAGCAUCCUGCCUUUCUGGGUCCAGUGUACAGAUUGUCACAAAUGGAGGCAGUGGUCCAAAAGCUCUACACCUAUCCCCGAAUUCUUCAAAAAUUAUGUCUGUGGGACUAUGGCCUCAGGAAAAAAAUCAAAAUUGGAAAAUCCAUGUGAAGUUCCUGAGGAUCAGAGAGUUGGGUUGACCCGAGAUCCGUCGUGGACUCAUCUAUUGAGUAGUCUGUCCUAUAUGAAGAAUUCACCUGCCUGGCCCUACCUUACAUCUUACUUUCCUGACAAAUUAGGCAUGUGUCCAUCCGACCAUGAAGUCUUCAAAGAAAGAAAAACACCAGUGAUGAACAAGUAUCUCCAGCCAUUUGUAGAAGUGGACAGUCCUGAGAUAGCCAGUGGUGUGGUGCCUGAUGUCAUGGAAGAACUGGAGAUGGACGAAUUUCCCGAGUAUUCAGCCAUACCUUCUAUGUAUCUAGCUAUUAGGAAUAUAUGUCUAACUCUUUGGAACUUAAAUUUUAAGGAAUGGUUAACAAAAGAGAGGUGUGCUACCCAGAUCAUUUGCCGGGGUUUAGGGAGGGUGAUGUAUGUAGAAAGCUUGGACAAAAUUCUGUGGUUCCUCACGAAGCGAGGCCUGAUCAAUGUGGGGCUACUCAGUAUACCCAAGUCUCCCAAGGCUACAUAUAUAUCAAACAAAUUUAUAAAACCUAAUUUAUCUGUGAUAGUGAUUGGGGCAGGAACAGCUGGUUUAGCGGCAACAAAAAGACUACAGGAACUCGGAGUAAAGGUGACUGUGCUGGAAGCAAGGUCAGAGAUCGGUGGGCGUGUCUGUGAUGACCAGUCAUUAGGUGUAUGUGUUGGGAAGGGAGCUCAAAUACUGAAUGGAGCUGUCAAUAACCCACUAACCAUUAUCUGUGAACAGGCUUGUAUACCCCUGGUGAGGCUGUCGGACAGGUGUGAGUUAAUCAGUGAGAAGGGAGAACUAGUGGAUCAGAAGACAGACAGCAGGAUGGACUUCCAUUUUAAUGCCAUUCUGGAUAUCAUAGCAGAAUGGAGGAAGGGCAGGGAACUAGCACAUGAUACCAGUUUAUUGGCCAAGUUAAAAGAAAUGCACCAGCAGUUUUUAGAUGAAUCUCAGCUCUCAUUCACCUCGGAUGAGGAAUCCCUGAUGAACUUCCACAUCAGUAACCUGGAGUAUGCUUGUGGGGCCAAUCUGAAGACUGUGUCCGCCAUCCACUGGGAUCAAAACGAGGACUACCCCCAGUUUUGUGGGGACAAUCUCAUGUUGCCCGAGGGCUACUCCCGAGUUUUAUCUAAGCUGGCAGAAGGGCUGCACGUAGAGUUGAAUACACAGGUUAAAAAAGUAGAAUACGGCGAGGAAAAAAUAACUGUCAUCUCAGAAAAGGGAGAGGAAUGGAAAGCUGACAAGGUGUUGGUGACACUUCCCCUGGCUGUAUUACAAGACGAUGAUGUAGAGUUUGUCCCCACCCUACCAGAGUGGAAGUCAAAGGCCAUGAGGUCAUUAGGAGUGGGGAAGAUAGAAAAGGUCAUAUUAAGAUUCCCUAGACCUUUUUGGAGGAAUAAGAUUAAAGAAUGUAGAGUGUUUGGUCAUAUUCCUAAUGAUCUAGAGAAUAGGGGCUACUUCAAUGUGUUCUAUGACUUCUCUGUGGAGAAGGUGGAGAAGAUGUACCUAUUGGUGACCCAUCUAACAGGAAAUGCCCUUAUACUACGAGACAGGCUAGACAGGGAUAUAGUGGCUGCCUGCAUGGAGGUCCUCAGACUCAUGUUCCCAGAGGAGACAGUCCCAAAGCCACUGGAUUAUUUUGUUACAAAAUGGACUAAAGAGCCGUUCUCCAAGAUGUCCUAUAGUUACAUACCUAUAGGAGUGGAUGGGGACGCCUACGAUAUCAUGUCACAAGACGUGGCAUCCAAAGUCUACUUUGCUGGAGAGGCUACAAACCGCCAGUUUCCCCAGUCUGUUACUGGAGCCUACAUUAGUGGUGUAAGGGAGGCACACAAAAUCUUCUCCACACUCGUAGAAGAUGACACAUGAAACUGAUGACUUGGACUAGAUCAUGUUGUUAUAACAUAACUUAAUUUCCUGAUGUCAGUGAAAUUGACAGUCUUCAUAGACAAUACACUGUCAGCAAGGGUUCGUUACAUGUACUACCUCAACCUGCCAAUCAGAGUUAGAAAAGAAGGAUGAUGAUUGACGGACUCGAUAGCAAAAGUUCAAUACAAAACUAAACUUGAUAAAGGACUUCGAAAUGAGAUAAGAAAAUUACGGUGACUGUUUUCAGUUUAUUUCAUUUUCUUGUCACUCUCAGAGGGAAAAAAACAACAAACAAGUAACAUGCUAUUGUGAAAAUUUUUAAUUCUAAGGUUUGUUUUCUGUGAAAUAUUUUUGUAUUUGAUCAGCAUACAUUUUGAGAAAAAUCUUCACUUUAUGUCAGUGUACAGUAUGUGUGAAAUUUUUAUGCACCAUUGAUCAUAGAUCCAAAAUGUUUUGCUUAAUAGCAAUUUUUUUUAAAAUUUGAACUUUUUGUUCAUUCAUGAAGAUUUACUUAUGAUUUAUAUAUAUACCACCUCAGUCUGAAGUGUCAUCUCUCAUUUUGUAUUAUUUAUAUACAUGUACAUUAAUGUAUCUCUCAGCUACUGUGGAAUCAUUUUAAUUCGUGGGGGUCAAUGUUCGUGGGCAAGGAAAAUUUUACUUGUUCGUGAGGACGUAAUUUCGUGGAUUACUCGUUUAUAAGGUAGAUUCAAUGAAUCAAUGUGUUUACAAAAUAAACGUUCGUGGGGAUGUAUAUUCGUGGCUAAGGAUGACCCACGAAAUCUACGAACAUUGGUCCCCCAUGAACAAUGAUGAUUCCACAGUAUCCAUAACUUGCUUUAUAUUAUAGUGUAUUAAAAUGUACUAAUGUAGUUUUUAAGUUUUCAUAUCAUUUUCUGUCCUAGCAAUUGUUAUUUUUGAAAUGUUGAAUUCAAUGCCAAAAUAAAAAAAAGUAUGAAACAAAGGUGUGUUUGUAAAUCAAAACUUAAGGAUGAUAUGCACUCAGGGUUUUAGUUAACACAAACGAAUUGCUAUAAAGUACAAU